Rubroshorea leprosula is the source of this 1913-nucleotide messenger RNA. NCBI's taxonomy places the organism in Eukaryota, Viridiplantae, Streptophyta, Magnoliopsida, Malvales, Dipterocarpaceae. The record is from the annotation of a GenBank genome assembly.
CUUAAAAAUCAAACUCUUUUCCCAAUCUUUUUACGUUAAACUUUUUGCAAAAUCAAGAAGCAGCUCUCUCCCUUGUCGAAAAGUCAGUUACAUCUGCAUCUCAGAGAAAAGGGAAAGUGCGUAAGAAGCAAUUUUCAGGGAGGAUAGGUAAGACUGCUGAACAGCCUGAACUCCUAACUAGGCAUGGCUAGAGACCAACUAGGAGUUCUUGACACACUUGACGCUGCAAAGACACAAUGGUACCAUUUUACUGCAAUUGUGAUUGCCGGAAUGGGAUUCUUCACUGAUGCAUAUGAUCUAUUCAGCAUUUCCCUUGUCACCAAAUUGCUGGGCCGCAUAUACUACCAUGUUGAUGGUGCUGAAAAGCCCGGAACACUGCCUCCAAAUGUGGCAGCUGCAGUAAACGGUGUUGCCUUCUGCGGCACUCUGGCCGGACAGCUAUUCUUUGGCUGGCUUGGUGACAAGUUGGGGCGGAAACAUGUCUAUGGCAUCACCCUUAUGCUCAUGGUAGUCUGCUCCAUUGCAUCUGGGUUCUCAUUUGGACAUUCUGCAAAGGGUGUCAUGGCAUCACUCUGCUUCUUCAGGUUUUGGCUCGGUUUUGGCAUUGGUGGCGACUAUCCUCUCUCUGCUACCAUCAUGUCAGAGUAUGCUAACAAGAAGACACGUGGGGCAUUUAUUGCUGCAGUUUUUGCAAUGCAAGGAUUUGGGAUUUUGGCAGGUGGGAUUGUUGCUUUGAUUGUGUCAAGCGCUUUUGAUCACGCAUUCAAGGCCCCUCCAUACUCUGUUGAUCCAAUAGCCUCUACUCCAUCCCAAACUGACUACAUCUGGCGGAUCAUCCUAAUGUUCGGAGCAGUACCAGCCAUACUAACUUACUACUGGCGGAUGAAGAUGCCGGAAACAGCUCGUUACACUGCCCUGGUUGCGCGGAAUGCAAGACAGGCUGCUGAAGACAUGUCCAAGCUGCUUCAGGUGAACCUUCUACCUGAAGAGGACAAAGUAGAGAUAUAUCGGGGAAAUGCUUCUAAUUCCUUCGGUCUAGUCUCCAAGGAAUUUGCUCGCCGGCAUGGACUCCACCUCAUCGGUACUGCCACUACUUGGUUCUUGUUAGACAUUGCCUACUACAGCUCAAAUCUAUUCCAAAAGGACAUCUUUAGCGCCAUUGGCUGGAUCCCCUCAGCUGAGACCAUGAGUGCAAUCCAGGAAGUUUAUCUUAUAGCCAGGGCACAAACUUUAAUUGCACUAUGUGGAACUGUUCCUGGGUAUUGGUUUACAGUGCUAUUUAUAGAUUGCUUGGGCAGAUUCACAAUUCAGCUAAUGGGUUUCUUCUUCAUGACAGUCUUCAUGUUUGCUCUUGCCAUUCCUUACCAUUACUGGACACAAAAGUCUCACAGAAUUGGGUUCUUGGUAAUGUACUCUUUGACAUUUUUCUUUGCAAAUUUUGGGCCAAAUGCCACUACAUUUGUUGUACCAGCUGAGAUUUUUCCGGCUAGGCUAAGGUCUACUUGCCAUGGUAUUUCUGCUGCUGCGGGGAAAGCAGGGGCUAUAGUUGGUGCAUUUGGGUUUUUGUACGCUGCCCAGAGCAAGGAUCCAGCAAAGACUGAUGCAGGGUACCCACCUGGUAUUGGAGUGAAAAAUUCACUCAUAGUGCUAGGUGUGAUCAACUUCUUUGGGAUACUAUUCACUUUGCUGGUACCUGAGUCCAAGGGGAAAUCGCUGGAGGAGCUAACGGGGGAAAAUGAUGAGGAAGGCGGUGAGGCUGAGCAGGCACCCGAAGCCAGUUAUAGUUAGACUGUUCCUAUAAUCCAAGUUUAGAAGGAAGUUCAGAUCAAGGGAGGGGGAUGGAAAUUGGGGGGGGACGAAGCAUUGUGAAGUCUAUUGAUUUUUAGUUCAUUAUAUAAAUUGUUGGAUUUUAU